Molecule: messenger RNA, 1128 nt
Organism: Schizophyllum commune H4-8
Lineage: Eukaryota; Fungi; Basidiomycota; Agaricomycetes; Agaricales; Schizophyllaceae
Exons: 7
Coding region: 1-852 (283 amino acids)
Source: RefSeq, a predicted model, not a curated record
AUGACGGCCAAUGGGAAUGCGUCCAUACAUCGGCCUUUGAAUGCUGACGACUUACAUGUGCUGAAAUUCAUCGCGGCUGACACCGCCGUCGAUUUGGCCCUUUAUGGUAACGCUCUCCAUCGCGGCGAUCUCUAUCCUCGCACGUCGGCACGGACGAUCACGGCGCUUUACGCUGGCGGCAGUACUUGGGCUGCUCUUGUCCUCCACGAUCACGACCACGGUCCGAACCACAUUUUAUCUGAUCCAGUUUCCCUUCUUCGGAAAAUCAGAAGAGGGGAUACAAGCGCUGCUGCGGCGCCUAAACAUCCUGAUGAAUGUGACCGCCACGACCAAUUACGUCUUGAGCGACGGAGUGCUCGUCUGGCGAGCCUGGUGCUUAUGGCCAGACAGCCGCCUUGUAAAGGGAGUCCUGACAUCAUGCCUCUGCGGAAGCAUAGUACCGCCGGGAUAUACGAGGCUCCCUUGGUCCCUUUGCGCAGCGAACGCAAGCGGGACGGUACUUCUGCUGCUCCUCGAAUCAGGGGUCGCGCCAUCGAUUUCGCCCUGACGAUCGUAACCCUCGACGAACCAUUCUCCGACAUUCACGUCUUCGGCAGCAUCGCUUUCCAUAUAGCGGGCAUCUACCCGACAUGUGUCCUGUUCGUUGCUAUACGAAGACCGACAGAGUCCCUGGUUAGCGCCCAGGUCUCGCAAGCAAUGCGCUUCGAAGGACCGGCUGAGAGACCGCGCGAGGCAGGCGCUGUAUCUGACUCCACGCCCGGAAGCUCUGCCGACGUCCUCGAUAUUGGACAUCAGGACUCGCACGCGGAUGGUCUCUCUGGCCCGCGCCUCUUCGACAACGAAGGGGCGUAGAAGGAGUCCGGAAUUGAGGCUGAAUUGACUGUCUGAACGGAGGAAUGAUACAAGGGAAAUUCAAUUUAUUCUAUGGGCUAUCUAGAAACGAUCUCUUAUUGUCGAAUUGUAAGUAGUACUGGCCUUCUUCUCGGCGCUUGUCAUCUACCAUCUGUACACACGAAGUCGCAACCUCGAUCUGCGUGAGCGCUCACCAGUGACCGAUGACAGCCUGUGGGUGGUACGGCUCUUCCAAAUAUUUCACAUCCUCUUCCGACAGCUUGAUGUCCACCGCGC